Messenger RNA from Drosophila navojoa, 615 nucleotides. RefSeq names its product ocho (gene Ocho). Lineage: Eukaryota; Metazoa; Arthropoda; Insecta; Diptera; Drosophilidae. Gene Ontology annotation, biological process: Notch signaling pathway; sensory organ development. The record is from RefSeq and is a predicted model, not a curated record.
CGGCAACACUCACAACAUUUACUCAAGGCAACGCAAUGUCGAAGAUGUCAGCUACAAAUAAACAACAACUCAACUUCAGCAACAAUAAGAAAAAGAUUAUGGUUUAUUCGCACAAAUCGAAAGUCUCUCCUACACGCCGACUCACAAAUAUAGUGAAGCCCUUGAUCAGACAUCUCUUCAAGGUAAAGGCAAAGCAGCCAAAGCGAAGCUCCUACAUCGCAUCAGAGGAAAAGGAGAUAGAGUUCGACUGGCUAAACAAUGACAUGGAUAAUAUGUCAAACGAGCAUCUAGAGAGGCGACUUAUUGAUGAGAUCAGGCAGUGUGCCAAGGAGGACGCCAUAAUCGUUUACGACAAAAACGGAUCCGGCGAGCUUCACACGUUCGAUCAAGAGGACUACUAUGUGCCCGUGCACUUUGCACGAACCCAUGGCGAUACAUUCUUCUGGACUUCAUUUCAACCCAGCCACCAGGUGAAGCCCUAUGACAUUGAGUGGCACUUUCACGAUCGUUGGGCACAGGCGUGAAGGACACAUUUCUGAAACAUCUGGGUUCUAGCUUUUUCAAGUCUGGGUACGACUUUAGCAGGUUUCGAAAUCAAGACUUUGCCUGUCUUCG